AUGUUAUCAGAUAGAUCUUUCAAAGAUUACGAUAGAAAAUGUUUGAAUCCUCUCCAAAAACUAGCGUAUGGCCUACGAGAAGUCAGGAAAUCACAAAUCUGGGAUAACAUCCCAAUUACCGAAUGUAUUGGGAAGAAUGAGUCCUUAACUUUCUGGAAAUCUGAGGUGGAACGGUCUUGUACAUGGUUGUCAUACUUCGAUGAGUUUCAGAAGUUGAGUAUAGAAGAUAAAACCCAUAUCAGCAAAUGUAUGUGGAUUAUAUUCACUCGACUGGAGAGAAGUGCGAUGACUGCUGAGUUAAGAAGAGCGAACAAGUGUGGGAGUAGUGAUUACGCAUUCACCACCUACUCAGUCAUCAACACUAAUACCUUAAAAUGGGAUUUCAACUGGCUCACACACUUCCCUUCCGACCAAAUGCAAAAUUUCCUAGGCACAACUCCAAUGAUACUCUGUGAACCUCUAACAAAUUGUAUGGCAGAAGUACAACCUACUGAAGAGGAACUAUGUUAUAUUCUUUGUGAUCUUUGUUUUUAUUUUCUUGGCAGCAAGUUGGGCGGUGCGAUGCAGGAGACAAUGGAACGGUUUCAAGGAAUAUUGGCGGAUAAUUUGCACCAGUAUUAUGUGGAACACGAUAAGACAUCGAGAUAUUCGCAUAGGCUUGGGCAGAUAUUGAAAAUUAGUCAGCAGUAUAAGAGCAUAAUGGAGGAAAAGCGAAAGAUCCGAGUCCUCGGCGAGAUUUUCAACGCAUUCCGUGCAGAAUGGUCUCACACCGAUCUAUUUAUUUAUGAACGUUUCGAUUGA
This is a messenger RNA of Caenorhabditis remanei, 801 nucleotides long. RefSeq lists its product as uncharacterized. Lineage: Eukaryota; Metazoa; Nematoda; Chromadorea; Rhabditida; Rhabditidae. The transcript has 5 exons. The record is from RefSeq and is a predicted model, not a curated record. Bases 1 to 801 code for a protein of 266 amino acids.